Aspergillus luchuensis is the source of this 945-nucleotide messenger RNA. RefSeq names its product 4-hydroxybenzoate octaprenyltransferase. Gene Ontology annotation, molecular function: transferase activity, transferring alkyl or aryl (other than methyl) groups. The transcript has 2 exons. Gene Ontology annotation, cellular component: membrane. Gene Ontology annotation, biological process: ubiquinone biosynthetic process. Lineage: Eukaryota; Fungi; Ascomycota; Eurotiomycetes; Eurotiales; Aspergillaceae. The record is from RefSeq and is a predicted model, not a curated record. The coding region runs from base 1 to 945 and encodes 314 amino acids.
AUGGAUGUCGCAGGAAAACUGAUCCCCGAGACCGAUAUGCUGGAUGACCACACACGCAAGCGCAUCCGCGCUAUUUGGGAAAUGGGUCGUCUCCAUACCCACGAGACAUGGCUGUCUGUCUUCCCAGCUGUAUGGGGAGCCAGUAUUGGUGCGAAGUCAGGGAGGACGGAUGGAUGGUCACUUGCCUGGGUUCUGUUCGGCAUCUGGGCAAGUGCGACGGUCUCUCAUGCCGCGUUUUGUACUUGGAACGAUAUCUGUGAUGUCGAAUAUGAUAGACAAGUCGAACGAUGCAAAAGCAGACCACUCCCGUCUGGGCUCGUCUCUGUCAAAGAAGCUACUUUCUUCUUCCUUUGCUGGAUACUUCUCACCCUAGGGACCACGUGGUAUACACUAGGACCUCAAGCAACUCUGUGCACCACACCUGCGUGGCUACUGGGCUUGAUCUAUCCCUUUAUGAAGCGCAUCAUGCCCUUCCCUCAGCUUGUGGUGGGCCUCUCUAUUGCCAGUGGUGUGAUGCCAGGCUAUGUUUCCGUGAAAGGAGAUAUCGAAUUCAAUGGGUCAGUUCUGGCUCUGUUCGGCGCAACUGUUUGCUGGAUUAUUUUCCUCGAUACUGCCUACGCUGUCCAAGAUAUGGUUGACGAUGCGAAGUGCGGAGUCCAGUCGCUUGCGGUGUUCCUUGGACAGCGUGUUCGGGUGUUUCUUGCCCUCGCUGCGAUUAUUUGUAGCGCAUUCUUCGUGGCGGCUGCUUUUCUGAGUAACCGCUCUCUAUUCUACUGGAUCUUUGGUAUCGGGGUAUGGGUGGCAAGUAUGAUACGGAGCAUAUCUCUCUUGGAUCUUAGUGACUGCGCAUCUGGGGGACGUGUGUUUAAGUUUAACAUUAAAGCUGGCUUUUACCUUACGGUAGUUACGCUUGUGGAAGGUUAUCUUCAAGCAUACUUUUUCUGA